AUGGCUCAUACACAUACUCCUCCUACACCUGUUUCUCUAGAUACCACUCCAGUAAUGAAAGAAGUUGUGACAAACUAUAUAACUUCUUUUGCAUCCUCCGCGACUCCAACUGGAAGUAGCGGUGGUGAUGUUCGGCAGGAAAACCUCAACAAGUUUUUUGACAAUGGUAAUAUUAGCUGGAUGCUCACAUCGACAUGUUUGUGUUUAAUUAUGGUACCUGGUGUUGCCUUUUUCUAUUCUGGACUUGCCCGCCGUAAAAAUACGUUAGCCUUAAUUAUGCUUUCUAUGCUCGGUCUAUGCAUAACUAUGUUUCAAUGGUAUUUCUGGGGUUAUUCCCUUGCCUUUUCUCAAACCGGCACUUCUGGGUAUAUUGGCAAUCUCCGUCAUUUUGCCUUCCUUCGGACUUUGGCAGACUACUCGCCAGGAAGCAACAACGUUUCCGAACUUGUGUUCGCAAACUUCCAAGGAAUGUUCGCGGCCAUUACGGUCGCGUUGUUUACCGGUGCCGCCGCUGAACGUGGCCGUAUUGGACCAAUGCUCCUGAUUACCUUUAUUUGGCUCACUGUCGUCUAUUGCCCCAUUACCUGUUGGAUUUGGAAUCCAAAUGGAUGGGCAUAUAAAUGGGGCGUGUAUGAUUUUGCUGGUGGUGGUCCAGUGGAAGUAGGGUCUGGUUUUGCUGCUUUAGCUUACACCGUCUGUUUAGGCCGUCGUUCCAAGUUUUUAGCUGAACAAUAUCGUCCUCAUUCCGUACUGAACGUCGUUUUGGGAACUGCUCUUCUUUGGUUUGGUUGGCUCGGGUUUAACGGUGGCAGCGCUUAUGGAUCGAACCUUCGUGCAGCAAUAGCUAUCACCAACACAAACCUGACGGCUGCAACAGCAGGUCUAGUCUGGGUCGUUCAAGACUUUAUAUUUAAAACUCGAAAGUGGACCACCAUUGGCUUUUGUUCUGGUGUAGUAGCUGGUUUGGUUGCAGCUACUCCUUGUGCAGGAUUCGUAAGUCCUCAUGCUUCUUUGGCCAUUGGUGCAGUUACCGGUCUAAUUUGUAAUUGGGCCAUUUUGUUAAAGACGCACAUGAAGAUUGACGACGCCAUGGAUAUUUUUGCUAUUCACGGCGUUGCUGGUUUUGUUGGUACCAUUUUGAAUGGUCUUUUUGCCGUUGACUACAUAGCGGCUAUGGACGGAACAUUAGUCGGUGACAAUGCCAUUCGAGGUGGAUGGUUCAAUCAUCAUUGGCGCCAAUUGGGAUUACAAGUGGCCUACAUUUGUGCGGUUGCAGCGUAUGAUUUUGUUGUUACUUUUAUUAUUUUAUUUAUUGCAGAUAAAAUCCCCUUCUUGCAGAUUCGUGUUACUCCUGACGCGGAAGAAAUCGGUGUGGACGCAGACCAAAUUGGUGAAUAUGCGUUUGAUUAUAUUGAAGAGCGACGUGAUUAUAAGCAAUGGAAGAUCUCGCCUUCUGGUAUUCCUGAAGAAAUCGUAGUAUCUAAUGGAAUUCCCCACCCUACAGGCAACAUUGCGGCUCCCGGUAAAGUAUUAGAAGUAGCUAAUCAACCGAAUAUUGAUUUUUCUGUUUAA
Molecule: messenger RNA, 1572 nt
Organism: Schizosaccharomyces osmophilus
Lineage: Eukaryota; Fungi; Ascomycota; Schizosaccharomycetes; Schizosaccharomycetales; Schizosaccharomycetaceae
Gene: amt2
Product: plasma membrane ammonium transmembrane transporter Amt2
Exons: 1
Coding region: 1-1572 (523 amino acids)
Biological process (GO): ammonium transmembrane transport
Cellular component (GO): plasma membrane
Molecular function (GO): ammonium channel activity
Source: RefSeq, a predicted model, not a curated record